ACAACCACUUAGGACCACCAAGCUAAACAUCCGAGCCACAAAAGAAGACAUCAAUUCCCAGCUCUAUCCCACGCUUCCACCUAUGGGGCAACUGGACUUUAACUUCGUACCCGUACCUUAAAAAAAACCAACUAAAAGAAAAAACAAAAGCAAGCGGACCCACUUCAAUCUGACGACCCAAAACACUCAAAAAAAUAAAAUCCAAUGGCGUACCUUGACUUGUAGAACAAAAGACGCGAAAACACGGAGCCGCUCGUGCCCAGAGUUUGGAAGAUAUUCGCCUCGACAACCACAAACCCUUCCCGGACCCCACAAAUCACUAAAAAAUCCCCACCGUUCAAUCAGCAAAACCCCUUAACUUAACCGCAGUUUCCUUUUAACUUAACCACUUAACCACACCCCCUCCUUUUGCCCUCUUAUACACCUUCACCGCUCCCUAAAGCUCACUUCUUCCCCUCACUUAAAACUAAUCCUCUCUUGCUUUAUCACCAAGAAAAAUAUCACCAUUUUAUUUGAUCAUCACGAAAAGCAUCAAGAUCAGUGAGUAAUUAUAUCAGACGGUGGAUAUGAGCUGCAAUGGUUGCCGAGUGCUGCGAAAGGGGUGCAGCGAGACAUGCGUAUUGAGGUCGUGUCUGCAUUGGAUCCCCACCCCUGAAGCCCAAGGCAACGCUACCCUGUUUCUAGCUAAGUUUUUUGGCCGCAGUGAUCUCAUCUCUCUCAUCUCCGCCGUUCCCGAGUCCCAACGCCCUGUUUUGUUUCAAUCGCUGUUAUUCGAGGCGUGCGGGAGAACAGUGAAUCCGGUGAACGGAGCGGUGGGGCUAUUGUGGAGCGGUAACUGGCACUUGUGUCAGGCGGCUGUCGAGUCAGUGCUUUCUGGUGAAACCUUACGGCCGUUACCUGGAAUUCUCACCGGAGUCUUAGCGCAGAAUUGUGAUGAAUCAUCUGACAGUUUCUCUGCGGCUGCGUACGCCGUGCAUAGCAUGACGUGGAAUCAAUCAAAACCGUUUGAUAAGGAGAAUAAUAAUCAAGUGGUGUCUGAUCAUCAUGUGAAUCUGUGUCUCGCUAGAGGAAGUGGUGGAAGAGAUAAGAGAGGAAGAGAUGCGGUGUCGUUUUAUACAGGAGGAGAAUCGGAGACCACAAGCUUUGAAAGCAGUGGGGCUGAUAAGAAAAAACUUUUGAACCUGUUUGUUUGAAUAAAUAAUAAAAUGAAGACACAGAGUAAAGGUUUUGUUGUAACCUCUUUUUUUCCUCUAUAAAUAUAAUGCCGGAAUUUUAAUCCGGUGCGUUUUUGGCUGGAUAUGGACAUUUUUCCGGUGUAACUUUGUUUUAGUUUUUUUUAAUUAUUAUUAUUGUUUUAGUUAAAUUAUCGG
Messenger RNA from Populus euphratica (Euphrates poplar), 1370 nucleotides. Its product is annotated as LOB domain-containing protein 39-like. NCBI's taxonomy places the organism in Eukaryota, Viridiplantae, Streptophyta, Magnoliopsida, Malpighiales, Salicaceae. The record is from RefSeq and is a predicted model, not a curated record. The transcript has 2 exons. Gene Ontology annotation, biological process: regulation of gene expression. Bases 567 to 1193 code for a protein of 208 amino acids.